Messenger RNA from Mobula hypostoma (lesser devil ray), 5513 nucleotides. It is a transcript of the gene blcap, whose product is annotated as bladder cancer associated protein. The transcript has a single exon. The coding region runs from base 247 to 510 and encodes 87 amino acids. The record is from RefSeq and is a predicted model, not a curated record. NCBI's taxonomy places the organism in Eukaryota, Metazoa, Chordata, Chondrichthyes, Myliobatiformes, Myliobatidae.
AUAUGCGGCUGCGCAGUGAGCGGCUCUGUGGCGGCGCUGGAGGAGGGAGCGCCGAGGUCGGCGGGUGAGUGAGAGAGACAGAGCGUGUCCGCUGAAGGAGCAGCUCCGAACGAGUACGGCGGCGAAGAGGGGACGGGCGUCUUGGAGCCCGCUGCACCGCCCCCUCAAACCCGUUCUGGUAGAGGUUGAACUCAGCGAGUGUCAGAGAGGAUCGCUGUGCCCGGGUCCACAUCUGUCCAGUCAACCAUGUACUGCCUACAGUGGCUGUUGCCCGUGCUGCUCAUCCCCAAGCCGCUGAACCCGGCGCUCUGGUUCAGCCACUCCAUGUUCAUGGGCUUCUACCUGCUGAGCUUCCUACUGGAGAGGAAACCGUGCACCAUCUGCGCCCUGGUCUUCCUCGCCGCCCUCUUUCUCAUCUGCUACAGCUGCUGGGGCAACUGCUUCCUCUUUCAGUGCGGCGGGGCCCCGCUGCCCGACUCGGCUCACGACCCCAGCAUUGUCGGCACCUAGUUGUAGCAAGUCCCUCCCCAGCCCGGCAUACAAGUCGCCUGUAAAUUAUUCUCACCUUCCUGCUGGCCGUUUCUUCCUUCUCCAUCUCCGUGCAGUUCCUGAGGCGAGUAGACGCGGUGAUCUCCGACUCUUCGCCAGAGGAGAAAUCUCAAAACUUCCUUUCACCGCAUUCUUGCGUCCAAAAAAACAAAAAUCGCUGGCCAAGCAGAAGGUUUUUCGUCUGCAGCUUCCUCUGCAAAGGAUAACUUGUCGACCUGAAGCAAGACUCUUGCAUGGAUUUGUAUUUAGACCCUGCGCUGUGAAUGAUUACUGAAACUCAGUAUUUUUACUGUUCUCCCAAGCCCCUCCCCGAAGAAGUGGCCUUCUUACAAACUAUUUAGUGGAAGCGUUCGGUGGUGGUUUUCAAAUUCUGAAAUGAUGAACCUCAAGUAAAGGCCUAAUGUCUACUAUCAAUCUUCAAGUUCUUGAUGAUGACUUGGAAGAUGCUUUUUUUGGCUAUUAACGUGCAGGAUUUCAUUCAGUGGGAGGUCUUGGUGUUCAUGGUUAAUUUAGGAUAUCAUACACAAGUUUCUUUGGGUGUUUGUGUGUUUCCUGACCUUUCUAUGACAAUGGUGCUAUUUCUGCACAAUUUUGUUAGCUGAAAUAGUAUCGCUUCUGUAUUUCAAGAUGCAGGGAUUUUAGUGUAGGCUGCAAUUAAAUGAAUUGCUUCACAGUUUACAUAUCCAGUUUAUUUUUGCACAGUGGGUUGAGAUCUUUGUGAAAGGUACAAGCCAGAUAGUGUUGGCAAUAUUGAUAUUUAACUUCCAGUUCAUUAUCUUUGUGCCACCAGGGAGCUCAUUUUAUUUAUUCUUGCUCUUGUUGUAAAUGAAAUGAGCUACUUGUUCAGUUAUGAUAUUUCUACUUGAUCUUUGAUUGUGUUUAAACCCACUAGUGCACUGCCAUCUGCGUCUGUGAUGUGCGAGCGUGUUGCAUGAUGCAGUCUACAGCACCAAAUGUUUUUAAAUGAGCUUCAAAAAAAUAAAACGGGUUUACAGCAUUAUUUGCUUUGUUUUGUGAAAUCAUGAAUUGGUCAUUUAAAGUUUGGUGUGCUGGCAUCGAAUUGUCUAUCCCUCCAUGCUUGAUUAAUGAUACUGUAUUAGUUUUUUAUCUGACUAGGUAAGAGGGAACCAUAUUUUUCAACUAAAUUUUAUAAAUUUCUUUUGGGUGUAUUAAAUGUUUUUAAAGUACAAAUUGAAAACUGUUUGAUCUGAGAUUUUAUCUGCUUUUCCCCCUUCUGUGGACCGAAUAAAAAUUGGCAGACUCCAUGUCUACUCUAUUUAUGCCUCUCAAUCUAUAAGAUUGAGAGGCAUAGAUAGGGUAUGCAACAGAGUAUCUUUUUGCGAGGGUAGAAAUGUCUAAUACUAGAGCAUGCAUUGGAGAUGAAAAGAGGUAGAUUUGAAAGAUAUGAAGGGCAAGUUUUUUUUUACUCUGGAUGCCUGGUGUGAUGGUAGAGGAAUUACAUUAAAGGAUUUUAAGAGACAUGUAGAUAGGCACAUGAAUGUUGGGAAGAUGGAGGCAUAUACACACUGUAGGUAGGGAUUCAUUUUGGAGGGGAAGGGGUUAAUUUACUUUUCAGCUGGUUCAGCACAACAUUGUGCACAGAAGGGCUUGUUCCUAUGCUGUAUUGUUCUAUAUUUUUAAUAAUUAAAAGAAAUCCCAGGAUAGAGAACCAUUAAUACCAAGCUGCUUCUCAUACAAUGUUCUUGUAAAUGUACUUUCCUAUCAGAUAUACUAGUAAUGGUUACUCCAAGCAGCAAGUAUGACAGGAUUUCCUUUGUCCACUUGCUGUAUCUCACCUUGCCUCAACUUUCCCAGUUGGGAGAAAAUAACGCAGAAGAGUAGAGCCAAUGUAACUUUACCAUCAGUGGUGGAACCUGUGUAAAUUUUAUAUUUAGAGAGAGAUAUGUCUAUAAUCUUUGUUUUUUGAGGUUCUUUCAACAAAUAGCAUGCAACUUGGAUUGGUUUUUGGACUUAAAACCAUCAUUUUUGAAUAUGUGACACAGCCCAGGUAUUCACAGUAAAAAAUAUGUGAUUAACUACAUCAAGAAUUGACAUUUUGUAUUUCAGUCAAUGUCUUUAAUUAUGUGGUUGUUCAAUUGAUAAUGCAGAAAAGGCAUUUCUCUGCCUUGUAUACAGUCCUUGAGUGGAGUGUUAACUGUAAGUAGAACUUGUACAAGUAGGUGGUUUUCCACUGGCACCAUGGCCAAGGAGUGAUCUGAUAAGAGGAUAGAUUGCCAGAUCCUCUUGCCCUGAAGAUUAAAAUGUCAAAGGCAAGAGGGCAAAUGUCUGAGAGGAAAUCGUGAAGGUGUUUUGAGGCAAGCUUUUCUGUUUGUACACGGUGGUAGUGCCAGAACCUGCUGCCAGGAAGGUGAUGGAAUUGGAUAGUAGUGUUUCUGGCCUCUAGAGAAGCACAUGGAACAGGGGAACAAUGACAGACAGACCUUGCACAGUUGGGUGGAAUUUGUUGGUUUGGCAAUUUCAGCAUAACAUUAGUGUGCUGACAGGUCUGUUCUGCGCUGUACCAGUUUUGUAACUACUAGAAAUUCAGUUUACUUUCUUCCUUGGUAAUAAAUUCAAUUAACAGCGUUGUUUCAAAUAUCUGAUAAUAAUGGCUGUCACAUCAGCAGGGAAGCACAGUAGCUAAGGCUGCUGUAGUGCCAUUGUAAUAUCCUGGGUUCAGACCUGCCCUUGGGUAUCGUCUGUGUAGUUUGUAUGUUCUCCCUGUCACUUCAUCCCCCACCAGUCACCACCCCCAAUGUGCUUUAGUUUCAUUCAUAUCCCAAAGAUAUGCUGGUUGUCCAUUGUAAUUUUCUCUUGGUAUAGUAGGGUAGCUGGGAAUUAGGCAUGUGAAAAGGAGAGGGUUCCAGUGAAAAUAUUGAAGGAAUAGGACUGAUGAAUGCUCGAACUGGUAUAGAUUUAAGUUAAAUGCCCUUGAGCCAUAAGAAAAUGUGAGAAACCUGGUCUGGUCUCAAAACUUGUUUUUAAUAGUUAGCAUUGAUGGGACUUUCAAAAAGCAGCUACCUAAAUUUUCAAGCACUAAAAAAUACGACUUAAUUGCUUACUGGGGGUGAGACAGAAACAAGUGUUAUGGGGGUGAAGCUCCUAAGCUCAGGUUGUACAUUGAUCACAAAAAUCCAAACCUUAAAUUCUAAUGCGAAUGAGCAAUAACAUGUUCUGUCAGUUGUGUUUUUUGUGGCUUAAUUAGUGGUUUUGGUGGAGACAGGAAUCCAAAUUGGAUUGUAAAUUGUACUUGGAUUUUCAGAGGGCCUUUGACAAGGUGCCACACGUGCAGCUACUUAGCAAGCUGUGAGCCCAUGGUAUUACAGGAAAGAUUUGGGCGUGGAUAAAGCAGUGACUGAUUGGGAGGAGGCAAAGUCUGAGAAUAAAGGGAGCCUUUUCUGGCUGCCUGCCUGUGACUAGUGGUGUUCAUGGGUCUUUGUUGGGACAGAUUUUUUUUUAAUGUAUGUCAAUGAUUUAGAUGAUAGAAUUGAAGGCUUUGUUGUAAUGUUUGCAGGUGAUGUAAAGAUAGGUGGAGGGGCAGGUAGUUUUGAGGAAGUAGGCUACAGAAGAACUUUGGCAGAUUAGUAGACUGGGCAAAGAAAUGGCAGAUGGAAUGCAGUGUCAGGAGUGUAUGGUCAUGCACUUUAGUAGAAGAACUGAAAGGGUUGACUUAUGGAGUGAAAAUGCAAAAAAAAAAACCUGGGAUGCAAAGGCACUGGGGAGUCCUUGUGCAGGAUUCCCUAAAGGUUAACUUGCAAAUUGAAUGUGUGGUGAAGGAGGCAAAUGUGAUGUUGCCGUUCAUUUCAAGAGGACCAGAGUAUAAAAGCAAGGUUGUAAUAUUGAGACUAUAAAGCACUGGUGAGGCCUCACUUGGAAUAUUGUGAGUGGGUUUGGGGCCCCUUGUCUUAGAAAAGGUGUGCUUAUACAAGUGAGGGUUCAAAGGAGGUUCAUGAAAAUGAUUCCAGGAUUGAAUGGAUUGUCAUAUGAAGAACAUUUGAUGGCUCUUGGCCUGUGUUUGCUGGAAUUCUGAAGAAUGAAGGGUGACCUCAUUGAAACCUAUCAAAUGGUGGAAGGCCUUGAUAGUGUAUGCGGAGAAGAUGUUUCCUGUGGUGGGAGAGACUUAAGACCGGAGGAGAGGUCACAGCCUCAGUAGAGGUGUAUCCUUUUAGAAUGGAGAUGAGGAAUUUCUUUAGCGAGAGUGAUGAAUACUUUGCUUCAGUAUUCACUACGGAAAACACCUUGGCAAUUGUAUGAAUGACUUGCAGCGGACUGAAAAGCUUGAGCAUAUAGACGUUAAGAAAGGAUGUGCUGGAGCUUUUGGAAAGCAUCAAGAUGGCUAACUCUCUGGGACCAGAUGAGAUGUACCCCAGGCUACUGUGGGAGGCGAGGGAGCAGAUUGCUGAGCCUCUGGCAAUGAUUUUUGCAUCAUCAGUGGGGGUGGAAGAGGUUCCAGAGGAUUGGAAGGCUAGAGAUCUUGUUCCAUUAUUCAAGAAAUGGAGAAGAGAAAGCCCAGGAAAUUAUAGACCAGUGAGUCUUACUUCAGUAGUUGGUAAGUUGAUGGAGAAGAUCCUGAGAGGUAGGAUUUAUGAACAUUUGGAGAGGCAUAAUAUUAGGAAUAGUCAGCAUGGCUUUGUCAAAGGCAGGUCAUGCCUUACGAACCUGAUUGAAUUUUUUGAGAAUGUGUCUAAACAUUGAAGGUAGAGCAGAAGAUGUAGUGUAUAUGGAUUUCAGCAAAGCAUUUGCUAGGGUACCCCAUCAAGAUUCAUUGAGAAAGUAAGGAGGUAUGGGAUCCAAGAGGUCCUUGCUUUAUGGAUCUAGAAUUGGCUUGCUCACAGAAGGCAGUGAGUGGUUGUAGACGGGUCAUAUUCUGCAUGGAGGUCGAUGACAAAUGGUGUGCCUUGGGGAUGUGUUCUGGAACCCCUUCUCCAUGAUUUUUAUAAAUGAUCUGGAUGAGGAAGUGGGGG